Molecule: messenger RNA, 2130 nt
Organism: Phyllotreta striolata
Lineage: Eukaryota; Metazoa; Arthropoda; Insecta; Coleoptera; Chrysomelidae
Source: the annotation of a GenBank genome assembly
UGACACAUUUUCGUUUCACUUUACAUGGUUGUGCAAAAACUCUGAUGAAAUACGACAAAUCGUAAAUAAAAUACCACGAAAAUGACUGAUAAACGUAAUCUAUCCUUAUCGCCCGAACGUAUCGGCAAAUAAUUAAAAUCGGAUUAUCCAUUUUUAUGCGAACAGUUUACAGGUGAAACGUAAUGCUGACGGUGGGCUUGGCAUUAUUUUUGUAGUUUAUAAAGUUUAUAUUGGAAACGCAUUUACGGAUAAACAUGAGCAACAAAGUAGUGGUAGAAUACGAUUACACGGCGAAAGAACCCGACGAAUUGACCCUACGAAAGGGCGAUGUGAUAACGGACGUGGUGAAAAAACAAGGCGGCUGGUGGGAGGGCACCCUGCACGACAAAACCGGCAUGUUCCCCGACAACUUCGUCCGCUCCCUCGACAAAGACAACGCCGUCGUGCUGCGCAACCAAAAGGACGUCACCCGGAUACGCCAAUGCCGGGCCGUCUUCUCCUACGAUCGAGACCACGAGGACGAGCUCAGCCUCAAAGUGGGCGACAUCAUAGACAUAACGGGCGAGGAGGAGGAGGGCUGGUGGCGGGGCGUUUUGCACGGCAAGGAGGGCGUUUUCCCUUCGAAUUUCGUCAAGGAAGUGGCCUGGCAGCCGAGCCCUUCGCUUCGCGUAUCGACCGAUCCGGAGCUGAACGGCACCGAACACAAACCGCCCAAACUACCGGCCAAACCGAGUAAACAGCUCUGCGAGGCGACGUUUCCCUACAAGGCGCAAAACGAGGACGAGUUGUCGUUCGAAGAGGGCGACUUGAUAACGAUAGUGAGCCGCGAUUGCGCCGAUCCCGGCUGGUGGUUGGGCGAAAUCAACGGCAAAACCGGCGUGUUCCCCGACAACUUCGUAACGCCCGUUACCGAUAGCAAAACCAACAGGAAAUCGACUGCGAUCGAUUCGAAAGGUGCCAUAAAAUCGGUCGCUUCGCAGAGGAAAUCGAUCGAAGUGAAGAAGGAAACGGUCCAACCGGAGACAACCAAACCGUCGCCGGUCGCCAACAAACCCACGGUGUCGUCGAUAAAGUCGCCGUUGAAUUCGGGCUUCCUCACGGAGAUCAAAAAGAAAAUCGAAGAUACCAUCGACGGCGCGAUGAGCAGUAAAGCGGGCGUCGAAGAGGGCCCCGCUAAGGAGACCAACGCGUUCGAUAACGUCGAAAGGCGGCCCCUUUUGACCGACGUCAGGGCCACCAGAGCCAAAGCGCCGGGCCGCCGUCUGCCCACCGCGGCUGCGCACAAGGACGAGGCGGUGCCAGCUGAAUCGCCCGAGGAGGUACCCCAGGAGGCCCCCGCCAAACCGAAGCUGCGCGAAUGGGAGAAGCACAAAGCCCCGUGGUUGGAGGAAAUGAAACUGAAUCAAGUCAGGCGCACACUCGUCAGCUCGGUGGACGAGAACUCCAACGAGCACCAGCACAAAAAGGACGUGGAGAAGGAGGAGAAAGUGGAGAAAGUGGAGCCGGUUGUUGGGGAAUCGAAGCGUUCUCCGGAGGACAAGCGAUCGAUGGAGUACGUGCUGGAGCGUUUGGAGCGGCUGGAAGGGAUCGUUCGGAAGCAGGCGAGGGUGAUCGAGGAGAUGCAGGAGAAGUUGCAGAAGUUGCAGGCGUAGUACGCGUCCGGAAGAGGAUGUGUCCGGAUCCGGUCGGAGUUAUUGUGGAAAUGUGACCGGGUUGAUCUGGAUGUGUCCGUGUGUAUUAUUAUCCGUAGGUUGUAUAUAGAGAGUUGAUGAGAAGGUUGUUGAAUACGUUGUAAGUAAGAGUGAUGAAUCGAAAUCGAUGGUUUGAACGUAGGUUAAGUAAGAAAUUCGCCUUAUAUGUAUUUAAUUUAAUUUUUUUUUGUUAUUUGUUUUUUAUACAUAUAUAUUUUUAUCUUUAUUAUUUUGCGUAAUAAAUUUUGUACUUAUUGAUAUUUUUUUUGGUAUACACUGGGUGUUCCUAACGUCGAAUUAGUGGUUGAAAUAUUCCGUUUUUUCGACGGUAAAUUAAUGAAGGUAUUUAAAUAAGUAUAUUGAAAUAUUUUUGUAUGCGAGCUAAAUGCGUAUUGUGUUUUGUAUAUUUGCAUUUUACUGUACAAUUAUUUUGAACGCG